Messenger RNA from Cryptomeria japonica (Japanese cedar), 1571 nucleotides. RefSeq lists its product as uncharacterized. NCBI's taxonomy places the organism in Eukaryota, Viridiplantae, Streptophyta, Pinopsida, Cupressales, Cupressaceae. Gene Ontology annotation, molecular function: heme binding; metal ion binding. The coding region runs from base 9 to 1316 and encodes 435 amino acids. The record is from RefSeq and is a predicted model, not a curated record. The transcript is spliced from 3 exons.
ACUAAGCUAUGGAUAUGGCCGUGGCAGCAUACCCGACAACUACCAUCUCAAGGCAAUUUGCAGUGACCGUCAAUAAGAAAGGCAUUCAAAUUCUGAAGAGGAUUAGUGCCUGUGCAUAUACGAAAGGCAAUGUGAAUAACUCAUCUUCUUCUAGUGCUCAGUUUUUUGAGGUCUCUGGGCAUAGAGGUUUUCUACCAGCCGUGGAUCCUCUGCCUCAUCUCUCACACCCACAAUUCAGUCCAUGGGAAGAAACUCUGCACGAUCUCCCCAAGUUGCUUGCUGCCUUCGACCAUGGCCAAAAGCUCCGCCAAACUAUAGAGAAAUUACCACCAUUUCCUUACCAAGAUUUGUUACUAGGAGGGGAUUCAGAGAUUUGGAGAGGAAUGUUGGUUUUGGCGUUCAUGACACACGCUUAUAUAUGGGGCGCUCCAUCUCCAGUAAGUGUGCUUCCCAGUAAGUUGGCAGUUCCAUUCUGCGAAGUUUCUUCAAGCCUGGGCAUGCCUCCCGUUCUCACAUAUGCCACUUAUACUCUCUUGAAUUGGCGGAUUUUGAACGAAAAUUGUGCAAUCGAGCUGGGAAACAUAGUCUGUCUUCAUAAUUUCUAUGGUGGUUUGGACGAAGAAUGGUUUCGUCUUGUCCAUGUUGAUAUUGAGGCCAAGGCAGGUGUAGGAUUGAAGGCCGUGGUGGAUGCCCAUGAUGCUGUUGCUCAACAAGAUAUGGUUCAGGUUCAUUCAAGUUUGACAAAAAUGGCCGAUACCUUGAAAAUCAUUCAAAAGACAUUGAGUCGAAUGGGAGAGAAAUGUGAUCCUGACAUAUAUUACUAUCGGAUUAGGAAGUACAUGUCAGGCUGGCGAGGUAAUCCAGCACUUCCAAAUGGAAUGUUUUAUGAGGGUGUGUGGAGUGACUCCAAAUUUUUCUAUGGAGUAACAGGGGCUCAAUCAUCUAUAGUUCCAGCUUUUGAUGCUGCUUUAGGAGUUGCUCAUGCUUGUGGUCCUCUUUCAGACUAUUUGCAGGUGAUGCAUUUGCACAUGCCCGUGCCCCAUCGUUCUUACAUUCAACAGAUUGAGAAUGGCCCUUCAAUACGAUCAUUUGUAACUGCUCAUAUGUCAGAGCUGGGCGAGUGCUAUGAUACAUGCUUGACUGAGCUUUUCAGGUUUAGGGUUCUUCACAUGAAGUAUGCCUCAGCGUAUAUCACCCAACCAGGUAAAAAAUCUCAAAAAGAGGAAAGAGGAACUGGGGGAACAGAUUUUAUUCCUUACUUGCUUCAAAAUGCAACAACUACAAAAGAACACCUUAUGAGUGCUAAUGAAGUUUGAAGGAAGGUUCCUCAUCCGGUUGACUGGUGAAUUUUGCAAAGCAAAGUUUCCAAUAAAUGUAUGCAUAUUGAUUGAUUCUUGGUAACUAUAAUCUGUUUCUCUCAAAUAAUAUGCAUAGUGUCUUGAACAUCCGGACACUACUGUCUUUCCAACGCUCUCUUGCACUUUACUUGGAUCUCCCAAGGAGAACCAGUUCAAACUUGAAAAUAAAUUUGAAACUGAUGGUAUCAAUAUCUUACUCUGCACAAUUUAAGA